GUUGGUGGGGGUGGUUGUGGUUGGUGGUGGGUGGUGGUUGGUUGUUGGUUGGUGGUGGUUGUGGUUGGUGGUGGUUGGUGGUUGGUUGGUGGUGGUUGUUGGUUGGUGGUGGUUGGUGGUUGUUGGUGGUUGGUUGGUGGUGGUUGUUGUUUGGUGGUGGGUGGUGGUGGUUGUUGUUGGUUGGUGGUGGUUGUUGUUGGUUGGUGGGUGGUGGUGGAUGUGUGGUGGUGGUUGGUGGGUGGUGCUUGGUGUGGGUGGUGGUGGUGGUUGUGUGGUGGGUGUGUGAUGGUGGGGUGGGUGGAGAGAUGGUGGUGGGUGGAGAGAUGGUGGUGGCGGGGCGGGGUGGCUGCUGGUGGUGGUGGGGCGGGUUGGGAGAGAAGGGACGGCGGAAGCAAGAGGAACACACACACAGAGCCCGCCCGCCAGCCAGACUCGUGUUGUUCAAUAGCAGCGGCGAGAAGAGGGCAUUUCGCACGCAGUGUUAACUCGCCGCGCAUAGGCGCGCCACGUUCACAGUGGGCGCACACAAGGGUAGCCCUGUUGGAGCACACUGCAGCAGUGAUCACACCACACACACACACAGCCACACACACACACAAAGCAACGACAACAACAACAGCAGCAAGCGACAACACAGCGCACACAAACAGCACGCAGUUGGAACAUUGCUGCGACAUCGCAUCCGUAGAGGCGGGCAGCAGCAGCAACAACAGGGAGGCUCAACAUUCUACACCACCACCAUCAUCAUCACCAAACCAACCAACCAUCACCAAAGCAGCAGCUAUUAUUCCAGCAGACAGACGUGUUGGCUUCCCAGCAAACCUCCUCCUCCUCUCUCCGUCUUCAUCCGUCGUGCAUUUUGAAUAUUUUACGGGCGGUGCCAUUUGCGGCGCAUUUCGCGGCGUUUCCGCCGCUGUCCACGCGGUUUGUUGUGUUGGGGGCCUGGGCCACUUCGCUACCGCGGUGGUCGUGAGAGUUUUAGAUAAAGAACGACGAGAAGGGAGAUUGUUUUACAUCGGGUAGGUGGGGUGGGUGGGGUAGGGGUGGAGGUGGCUGCAGACAAAGAGAUUAGGACCGAGAAGGAGAUUAUCGCGGGCGAGGGGGAGAGAAUUUGCAGCAGGAGACCGCAGAGAGAGGAGGGCCUGAGUUGGAUACCGGCGAAGGCGAUCAACCACCACCAACAACAACACACCAACACCACCACCAACAACAACACAACACCACCACCAACAACACACCACCACCAACAACACACCACCACCAACAACACACCACCACCAACAAAACCACCAACACCACCACCAACACCACCACAAACACCAACACCACCACCACCAACAACACCAUCACCCCACCAACACCACCAACAACACCACCAACAACACACCACCACCACAAACACCACCAACACAGCUGGACUCAAGGAGGCAUGGCGAUGGCAUCGUUUGCCACGGCGAGGGGACAGGUAUACCUGGGCGAGCUGCCGCACGACUUCCUGCGCAUUUCCCCCACGGCUGAGCAGCAAGCCGCCCGGCCCAACGAGCUCGCCCGCCCCAUGCUGCCCCUUGGCCGACUCAGCAUAACAGUGAUGCAGGCCAGGCUGGUGAAGAACUAUGGAGUGACGCGCAUGGACCCGUACUGCCGUAUCCGGGCGGGUUACGCUGUUUGCGAGACUCCCACAGCCCAGAACGGAGCCAAGAACCCCCGCUGGAACAAAACCAUCCACUGCAAUAUACCCCCGGGGGUUGACUUCUUCUACCUGGAGAUAUUCGACGAGAGGGCCUUUUCCACCGACGACCGCAUAGCCUGGGCACACAUCCCCAUCGCUGAACACGUCAAGCGGGGCGAGACGGCCGACGAGUGGUUCCUGCUUAGCGGCCGCCAAGGAGAGGACAAGGAGGGUACUAUUAAUCUGCUCCUACAAUACACGAUGGUGCAGCCCCAGCCCCAGGAAACUCUACAGGCUUACUACCAAUCUGCUGGCUACAUCCCAGUGGCAGUUGGCGAGGUGGUGGUGGUGCCUGGCGGCGAAGCAGUAGCCCAGCCCCCAUCGGCCCCACCGCAGACGGCGCCCGCCCCAGACACGGAGGUGCAAGCGCUGCGCGAGGUGUUCCCGGGACUUGAGCCUGAGUUGGUGCGCUCUGUGCUGGAGGCGCAAAGCGGUAACCGGGAGGCCGCCAUCAAUGCUCUGCUCCAGAUCAGCAACUGAGGUGGGACAGCUCGGCUUUGGGGGAGGACGCAAGGCAAGAUUGUCAAGUCUUGAGUUUACCGAUCCCAUAAACGGCUUCUCGGCAUGUUCUAUAUUGAUAGGGGUCUGUGCUGUGUCCUUGGGUCAAAUUAUAUCAACAAAUCCUGAGUCAUGGGAGAGUCCUGCACCUGUGUCAGGUGCCGAUAUUUUGCUAUCCGUUUUUUUUUUAUCUCUGCUCCCUUAAAGUGUAAGACGUCAGUAUCACCACUCACACUUUUUUCCUGAAUGGUGUGAGUAUAUUGCUUAAGCUGUCCAUAAGCCAAGAGGGUUUCAUGGUAAUGUGACGAGCACUGGAUGAACUUGUAUGGUGCAUGGUUUGCAGUAUGUGACCUUUUAGUGUUAGGCACGAUGUGGGCUGUAUCCCAGGACAGGUUCCAAUGGCUACAAAAACACCACCGAGUAAGCAGAUACAUUUUAUUGGCAUUUUAACCCAACGGUACUGUUAUAUACUUUCAAAUGGAUGUCUGAAGGGCAGUUUCAACCCUGAAAUAUACACUUUGAAGUGAUUUUUUUUUUACAGAGUAUGAAGUUCUAUUUGCACAUCAAGUAGCAGCCAUUAAUAUCGUUUAACAUUUGUUGGUACAUUCCACAUUUCUAAUUCCUAUUUUGAAUUUGUCAAGAAUGUUCUGCCAUGCAAUUCUGUAUUUUCCUAGAUACCUGGGUAUGCAGUGUUUUAAAUUAGCCUCUGGAAAAUAUUUAAUACCCUGUAAUGGUAAAACCAGCUUAAAGUACAGACUAAAGUAUUUACCUUAAAAAGAUACCUAAAUGCUAAUUCUUUUUUAGUACUACUGUGAAAUUGUAAUAUAUUAAGGGGUUUGAAAAAGCGGUGCAUCUGUAUACUAGUAUUUGAAAAUUGUAUAGCUUCAUUCCUGUUAAUCACUGUUUUUCGUCACUGUUGACUGGAGUGUAUAAUGUGAAACUCGUACAUGCCAAGCAACCAACUUUCACCAGCUUGCUUAGAUAUAGUGUUGUAAAUAUUUGACGAUAUACUGUAUAUGGAUUCUUAUUAAGCAUUUGUUUUUACAAAAUGUUAAAUUAGCAGCCAUUUAAGAAACAAACCUCAUGAACCCAACUGCCAGCAGUUUCAGAGUGCACAGUAAUGUGCAUGUCUUCAUUGGUUGGUUUACUGUUGUGGAAACCCACUUGUUUACAUGUUUUUAUAAUGCUCUCUUUUAGAGACAGCAAAACUAUCAUAUCUCACUUUAACAGCAAAUAACUAUUUGAAAUGAGUUGUUCCUUGUACCGAAUACCGUAUUGUUUUCCAAGUAAUGACAUCUUCAUUCAAAUGAACAGAAAUAUACUCAUUGGGUCGACCCUAUAAAGGUCUUUGUGUUCACCCAUGUUAUCAAUGCAGUUGGGAACUUAACCCCCCUUGUGGUGCAGUUUUAUAAAAAGGGAAGCAAUGUCUUUAAAAAUAAAACUGAAUUUCAAUAUUGAAUUCAAGUCUCUGCAGUUUUGCUUAUGGGCUUGCCAAAGUGUAAUAUAAACGUGGUAACUGCAUUUGUUUAAAAUGGCCUCAUCCAUAGUGGAUAAAUACAUAUUCGAGAGAUAAGAAUGGGAAUAAUUAUAACCAGUAAAAACAAAGUUUUUCACUAUAAAUCCUUUAUAUGCGUGGCAGCUAGUCCUCUCGUCCUCUGGCUUGAGAUGGCUGCCACCUAUGGGUCAGAUGAUUGCAUUGCACCAUUAAGCAAUUGGUAAUUAAAUAUAUUAUUUUUGUCCUAAAAAGUGUAAAAUUUUGGGGAAAAAAUUUCACGAACAUUAAUUGUCACGCACAACGAGUCUUUGUGGAAAAUGUCAGCUCGAUUAGAUCACGGGAAGUGGGUUAAAAAACGACCGAAAGAUUUGCACGGUCCUAAGCAAGCAAGUGAACUUAAUAUAAAGGAUUUAAAAAUCAGCAUUACAUUCUGGAACACAUUGAAGUAUUUUUUUUUAAACUUUAUUCACAAUAAAAGAUCAAUACAUCUGCACAUUAGUUUGUCAGAAAACAUGCCAGAACUACAUUUAUCAAAAGUUUUAGAUACACUUUAAAAUUUGAAUAACACAAAUUAUCACCAAGUUGUAAAUUAUCCGUGGACUAUACAAAGCGUUGGUUGAGGCGCGCACACAUACAGCGGAUGAGCAUUUACAAUGUUUGUACAGCUGUGUAACCAAUGAGGGGUGUGCCAGGUAAUAAAGGUGUAAACACUG
Messenger RNA from Lethenteron reissneri (Far Eastern brook lamprey), 4435 nucleotides. RefSeq names its product toll interacting protein (gene TOLLIP). NCBI's taxonomy places the organism in Eukaryota, Metazoa, Chordata, Hyperoartia, Petromyzontiformes, Petromyzontidae. Gene Ontology annotation, cellular component: cytoplasm. Gene Ontology annotation, biological process: ubiquitin-dependent protein catabolic process. The record is from RefSeq and is a predicted model, not a curated record. Gene Ontology annotation, molecular function: ubiquitin binding; ubiquitin conjugating enzyme binding.